Wyeomyia smithii (pitcher-plant mosquito) is the source of this 1492-nucleotide messenger RNA. RefSeq names its product protein OPI10 homolog. Gene Ontology annotation, cellular component: cytosol; nucleus. Gene Ontology annotation, biological process: protein import into nucleus. The coding region runs from base 264 to 863 and encodes 199 amino acids. The record is from RefSeq and is a predicted model, not a curated record. The transcript is spliced from 4 exons. Gene Ontology annotation, molecular function: nuclear import signal receptor activity; Hsp70 protein binding. Lineage: Eukaryota; Metazoa; Arthropoda; Insecta; Diptera; Culicidae.
AGUUUUUAUUGUUGAAUUUUAGUGAAGAUUACUGAAAUUGGCUUUCGGGAAUUUGGUGUGAUUAUUUGCUCAGUGUGAGCGGUUGAGGUAACUUCGCGCACAUUGCGCUGUCACUGGUUUGUGUACAUUGUUUGUGAGCAAAGAAAACUUUCCAAACUGAUAUUUCGUACGGCAAAAGGGAAAAAAGCGUUGUUUCAUCAAUUCGGUUUACUGCAAUAUAUUUUAUAAUUUUUAACGUUUUUAUGAGCUAAAUUUUGUACGAUAUGUUGAAUGCAUUAGGUGUAAUUGUUUCAGGUAGGCUGGUACAAACUGAUUUUCAGCAAAUAUCAGAGUCGAAGUUUUUGAUAAAUAUUCCUGAAGCCGAUAACGUUAAUCACGUGGUUGUGUUUUUAACCGGCACAACACCCUUUCCCGAAGGAAUGGCUGGUGCUGUCUAUUUUAGCUGGCCAGAUCCAAAUGCUCCCCCGACUUGGCAGCUUCUCGGGUAUAUUUCCAACAGUAAGCCUUCGGCCAUAUAUAAAAUAUCCCAAUUGAAAAAACUAGAUGAAAUUGCUCCGCAAAGUCCGGUAAAUGUUUUUGGCACAAACCUGCCCAUCUCGCAUAUUGCUCAGAUCGGGGUUUCUAUCGAACCGGAAGCAUCUCUUAUACAGCAAACUCCGGCAACGGCGAGCUCUGACACAUACUUCCAAUUCGGGCAGAAAAUGAUUGAAAAUUUCUUCAAUUUUGUAAGCAGCUUUUCGUUGACUCAAUCGCAGAUGGUUCCAAAUCCUAACGAAACCUUUGUGCCACUGUCAACUGUGCAAACGUGGUUUACCAAUUUUCAACGUCGGUUGCAACAAAACCCAAACUUUUGGAAGAGCUAAAUUGCGGAUUACCGUUGCUAGUCACAUUUCGGACCGUUGAAAGCCGGUGCACAGGAUUGAAACCAAUUCAAACAACAUGCGAUGUGACAUACCUGCCUAUAUGUACGGAAGAGCAAUACUGUUGUUCGUCUAUUCGUGUUGGGCGAAAGCGAUGGUUUUGUUGUUAGGUACGUUAUUCAUAAUAUGCUAUAAAAAUCUUCAAGCAUUUCAUUUGGGUUGAUAAAUAAGCAAAAAAAAAACGAAGUAAAUUACAUUUGAAUAUAUAUCUAUCUGUUUUUUCUUAUAAGGCGCCUUGCAUUGCUAUGCAUUAUAGAUGUGGCUGCAGUAAAAUAAUUCGAGCAUCGUUGGUUUCCAAAACAAAUAUUCACUAACAUUUGAUUCAUCUCAUGAGUCAAUAUUUUCUUUUCUGUUUUUUUCCUUAAAUGCCAAUGCUACGCAGCACAAUUUUAUUUCUAGCAUCAGCGUAUAUACUAUAAAACACGACCUAUACGUGAGUGCGUUAACAAAAUAGUAGAAGCCUAGGACAAAUCAUUGUGUGUAAUAUUGUGAAUAAUUAACUCGCAGAUGUUGCAUUGCUUCAUAUAUUUAUUUAAAAAUAAACAAUAAAUAUAACUAAACUUUUCAAAAUU